AUGGCUCCUCCUGGGGAAGAACGUCCUCUGGCCUCGUCCAGUCACGACGGCAACAAACUGCACCUUCUUUCUCUGCCUUCAGAGAUCUUAGAAACCAUUUUCAAACAUGCUGGCCUGAGUGAUCUGUUCAACCUGUCGUUGGUCUGCAAACCAUUUCACGAACUUGCUUCUGAGCACAUGUAUCGCAAAGUCAACCAUGUCUUUGCCAACAGUGAAACGUAUGCUGGCCAGCGCUCGUUGGACCGUCUCAUAGCCGUGCUGGAAACCUUGAAUACCAGUGACCACAACUACUCGAGGCACGUCAAGGCAAUUGCCCUAGACAGUGUGAACGCAGUGGACCCCAAGAAAUCCUCUAAGUUCAAAUGCGGCUAUAACUGUGGAAGGUUUCUCAAUUCCCUCCUCGUGUCAACGGUCAAUAAAACUAUCGGUUUGGAAACCUUUAAAUGGGAUGCCGAUUUGGAAGUUACCCACUCCUUGUUUCUGGCCCUUAGCAAAAUCCAGGGCUUCCAAAAUCUGCAUGUACGCCUUCAUAUGGCCACGGCUCCAGUGCCUGCUACAAAUGCCCCUUCUGUGCUGCUUGGUCCCUUGCAAAAUCACCACCAGCACUUCCAGAGCAAUGGCCCGCCAUAUGGACCAGCAACUCAAGCCUCGUUGGCCAUGGAUCCAUACUUGUUCCAAACUCUCGAGUCGUCCAAAUCUUCUGAAACCCUUUCUCUUUUCACAGGACUCAAGAGCUUGUCAGUGUUGGAUAUUGGUAGUGUCGAAGUCAUUCCAGAAAUAGCCCUGUGUAUAUCUGGAUGUUCCUCCACACUCAGAUCUUUAAAGUUGUCUUUUUCUGACAGCUUCGCCCUCGACCCAAAGAAGAAUGCCGCUAACGAAACGGACACGGAUUCUUCGUCGGAUGAGGAAGACUUCAUCACUUUGCAGCCGCCACCUGGGCCUUCUACUUUUCCCAACCCAGGUAAUCCCUUCGGUAUGCCGCCAGUACCCUCCCCAGGGGAAGAAAAUACCAACCAGGGGCACAAAGCGCACGAAAAUGCUUUGUCGCAGAUAUUCGGAUUAGAUUUGUCGAUAUCUGAUCGUCAGCGUGACCAGGCGCUUGAAAACUCCGUUGCUUCUGCUGCUAAUCAAAAGGCCGAAAAGAUGAAACUUUCCGACGAAGAGGAAGAUUACAAGUUUGUUCGUACACUACAGCAAAUCGCCCAGGCUUUGCCUUUGAUCGCGUUCAGCAGCGAGCAGACUCCACAAACGCUGAGGGCAGUGGAAAAAAUGGAAAAAGCAACCACCCGGUACCUUGAGAAAAACGCAGAAAAGGUGGCUGUUGCAAAACGCAGAAGUUCCGCUGGCGAAGGUGCUAGUUCAAGCUCCAAGGUGCAACUGACGAAUUCGGACGUCCAAGACAACAAUGCCCCUAGUUCACUGCCACAGCCCUCGGCCUCGCCUUUUGAAAUAGGUCAGCCGGGCGCGAGUUUGAACAAAGACAAGCAAGCGUCUAUCCGUGAAAGCCCGGGGAUUUCUGUUACCGUUGAAGAAAUUCCGCCCGAACUUGUUGACAUGGACUGCCCUGACCUGGUCGAAGACGCUGAAGAAGACCAGGAGUUCGUGGAGCCCGGUCCAAGUAACGCAAGCGACGGGGAUCUGACGCCAACGGCCAGCUCCUAUCAGAAUGGCAACAUGAACAUUCUUCAUUCUUCCAGUCCGAAGAACGCCAAAGGCAAAGAGGCCAUGAGAAGAUCCCCAAGUCCAGCUAACACCGUUGUCAAGGUGGGCUCGGUACACGCAGCAGAAGAGCAAUCUGUCGAAGGUUACAUCCGUGAAAACCAUGGAAUACCGUUGGAGAGCCUUUCCAUCUGUCUGAUUCCUCUGAGCCCACUUGUUAUCAUUCGUGCUGUCGAUGUUCGUGCACUUAAACAUCUGUCACUGCUCAAUGUCGGUGCACAACGCAACCUGUGGGCAAUGCUCGAGCAACUGCACUAUGUGCGUCCUUGCCAAUUGACUUCAAUUCACACGGAUGAUGUUACGCCAUCUUUCUUAAGCUUCGUCAAUAGUCUUGACAAGGUCACUGAGCUUUUCAUGCUUGAGCGCCGCGGCAUCACAAAACCAGAGCCCUUUGCAUCUAAGACGCCGGUCAAGAUUGACGAUAUCAGGAAACAGGUAUUCGAAAAGCACCUCAAGCACUUGCAGAGGCUCAUGAUUCGCAAUGACGAUGAUGCGAACUGGGCCCUUGACGUCCAGGCUAUUCGCAUGCUUACCAGCCUGGGCUCCAACUUGAUUGAAAUGGCGAUUGGACUGAACAUGUCUAGUUUUCAUUACUUCUUGCAGCAACUUGGUGGACUGCGGUCGCUCAAGGCUCUGCAGGUUUUCUACUUCCAUCCCGACAUGUGCAACUCCAUGCUGCGGGAACUGCGCACAUGCAUCAUCAACCACAUUUUGCACUUUCGGUUCUUGCGUACUGAAUAUGUUGCAAUGUGUUACUCGUUGGGUGGCCCAACCCAGAAUAAUGCGAUUCAGUUGAAGACAAAACUCGGUCGGGUCACCACUGCCACGCAAAUGCAGGAUCCCAAAUCUGUUGAUGACAAUUUUUCUUCCCCUGGCACUCAUGAUGGAAGGAGCGCGUCCACCAGCCCAUCGGAAAUGGAAGUUUUCAUGAGAGACGGUAUCAAGGUCACUGACAUUGCUGGUGUUAAAAUGUGGGAGAAGGAAAUUUGGGCUUUGAAGUUGUGA
Messenger RNA from Aspergillus wentii DTO 134E9, 2724 nucleotides. Its product is annotated as F-box protein. The record is from RefSeq and is a predicted model, not a curated record. Gene Ontology annotation, molecular function: protein binding. Bases 1 to 2724 code for a protein of 907 amino acids. The transcript is spliced from 4 exons. Lineage: Eukaryota; Fungi; Ascomycota; Eurotiomycetes; Eurotiales; Aspergillaceae.